Messenger RNA from Pomacea canaliculata, 3594 nucleotides. RefSeq lists its product as uncharacterized. The transcript has 4 exons. The record is from RefSeq and is a predicted model, not a curated record. NCBI's taxonomy places the organism in Eukaryota, Metazoa, Mollusca, Gastropoda, Architaenioglossa, Ampullariidae. The coding region runs from base 1045 to 2043 and encodes 332 amino acids.
GCUCCUCAACAGCAAUACAGAAAUGUCUGUUGGCCCCAUCUACGGUAGGCGAAAACAAAAACAAAGAAGUGAACUGCACACUGACUGGUAGUCCACCCAACCUGCUACUAACCCUGUCUGUUGACAAGGACGAGUGCUCAAAGAGUGGACACUGGGCCUUAACUUUGUUUAGUGAGAAAGGCUCUUCAGACAUGCUAGUCUUCAGCACACCUCGUGAGUAUAUUUCAUCAGUCGAAGAACUAGCAGAAUAUUACACCUGGUUCUGAGUGAAUGGAGCUGUAGAACCUGGCUGUAAAAGUUUCCAUGUUCAUUGAUGCAUUGUAAAUUCUAGAAGGUCCUACAAUAUGAAUGACUGAUAUCUGAUAUAAUCAGGAACGGUUGAAAAGCUUCUUACUAAAUUAUUUUUCUUCUUAUCAAAAUAAAAGAGUUAAUAAAUAAAUAAAAUUAAAUGUGUACUAAAUUAAACAAAACUAAAUUUAAAAACCCAUGAAGUCAAUAGCUGGCAGUAAAUAUUGCGACCCUCUCUGUGUAAAGCAGCAUUAGUUGUAAUCAAUGGCAGCAACUAAUCAUGAUGUCACGUGACCAGACAUCAGCCUUUUCCACCUUUUGUUUUUGUCUGACUGACCUCGGACACGACUUGGUUCCGCUCGGAGUUUCUGUUGUUCACGAAACGCGCUGGGAUGUUGGUGAUGUGGUCUAGUCUCUGGCCAGACUAUUUCUGUCCUUGCGUUUAUACACUCGAUGUUUUUUACUAGUUUUACUAGCAUAGCAAGUGGCUCACCAUUCCCAGUCACUUUUCCCACAAUUCCUUGUCAUCGGUUUUUGAUCCACGAAUGGCAAUGCGAUAUGUUUUUGCAUCUCCUACGGCCUUUCGGGUAAAUUGUUACGAGUAGUUUAAGAUGCAACUAUAAUUUUCGCAACUGUGCAACAACAUUUGUUUAUUCCGACUCUACCGUUCAACCGCGCAUGCGCCAAAUCGUCAUUUGUCGCUUCGACAACUGAGGUAAAGGAAAUGAAAGUACAUCGUCUUCUACAUCGUGUUUGAUGACAUCAUCUGAAAGAGGCUCAGUCCUACAGUUUUAUCAUCUAGAAGAAGACCUUUUGUCCAUCAUGGAAGACCACCACAUCAACGUGACAUUCGGGAUGAACAUCUCAGCCUGCAAUCCGUCCAGUCAACUGUACAAAGUCGCUGUACUCACCGGUACAAACAAUGGAAGUCUGGAAUACGAUGGGACCAUCACCUUCUCCAGGGAUGAGUGUUCUGGCACCAGACAGAAAUCAGUUCGCUGCAUCACUUCUUCAGGUCCUGCACAGCUGUACAGGAGAGUGAACAGAUCUCACGAGCUCAUCGUGUGGGAAUGGCUAUGGAAAGACUACAAUUUCUCGACAAUGCGAAAGGAGCUGAAACUGAUUGUAGCUUACCCACCAAGUGUCAAAAGCCUGACCGUCAAUGGACAAGAUGCUGACGAUAGUUACAUCCUUGAAAGGGGUCAGAAGGUCGAAAUAUCCUGUUUAUUUGAUCAAGGAAAUCCUCCUUCUAACGUUUGGCUGUCGGACGAACACGGAAAAGAAAUAAAAUCCUACAGAGGUGAACAAUACCUCAAUACUUCCUUCACAGCCAACUGCGACCAGCAUCCGUCAUCUGUCCGGUGUGAAGGAAACUCGUCAGAAAACAGCAAAUCUGUGUUUUUUCUUGUCAGAUGUCCUCCUCAGUUUAUUGAUAAAGCUCCGGAAAUCAUUGACUACGAAACACAGGAAGGUUGGAAGUUCAGAGUAAAGGCUUAUUCCACAAAAGUUCACAAAUGCCUUCUGGCCCCAUCCGUGGUCGGCGAGAAUAAAAACAAAGAAGUGAACUGCACACUGACCGGUAGUCCCCCCAGUCUGGUGCUGACCAUUGUUGUGGACAAGGAGGAAUGUUCACAGAGUGGACACUGGGCCUUGACUGUGUUUAAUGAGGAAGGUUCUUCAGACAUGUUAGUCUUCAGCGUGUCGUCACGUGAGUAUAGCUCGUCAAUAGACAGUAAACAGGGUUACACUAGUUAGUGCAUCAUUAGCCUGGGAUAAACAAGACGACUUGGAACACUUUCAAAUAUGCGUUCUUCAUUCUAUCUAAUAUCUAGAAAGUUCCACGAUCUAUAAAGACUUGUAUUCAUAUAACACUUAAAUUGAAUAACGUAACAAAUAACGAUUAAAAUUAUUAAAAAAAACUUUUGAACAAGAAUUCAUACUACAAAAUAUCAAUUUUAUCUGUGAUUGUUGACAACAGAAGAUAAUACUGUACAUUGUUGAGUAAGAAUAAACAAUAAAGUCAAAAUAAUAAAUAGGAUUUCCAGAAAACUAUUAACAUCGUUAGCUAGUAAUGAAUACUGCGGUCAUCUUCGUUUAAGAAGUGUUGAGUAGUAACCAAUGGCAACAAAUAAUCAUGAUCUGUCACCUCAAUAAUCAUCAGCUCUUUGACCUUUUGUUUUUUGUCUCACUGACCUGGGAUUCGACAUGGCACCACUCAGAGUUUAUGUUGCUAAUGACUUACAUGCUGGGAUGCUGAUCACGUGGUCUGGUCAUUUCGCAAGCGUUUCGUGUCCUUGCAUGGAGACAUUUUUUUGUUUCCCGCACAAGAAACCUGAGUUUGGUUAGUUUUGCCGUGUCCAGCAAGUGGCAAACUGCACCAAAUUUCCAGUUUCAUUUUCAACAAUUAUCUUUUGAUCUAAUUUUCUUGAUAACGACACCAGUGACAAGCGAAUUUGUAUUCUGCCGAUCAGACCGAAUUCCAAAUGUAUUUUUGAGAGUAAUUUAUUAUGAAGUUAUUAAAAUUGUCUCAAGAUAUGGAAGAAGAGAAAGCUUGCUGAUUGUGUCUCUAACGUUCAACCGCGAAAGAACCAAAAGUUCCUUCGACCCUUGUGGAUAAUUGAGGCUUCUGUACAGUUUCUGGUGUUGUCAUCUGAAAGAGGUCAACAGUUUGGUAGGUAAAACAAAUAUUUUCGCUUUUUAAUAUUGUUUAUCUUGUAACAUUCUCCUUAACAAAGACAAGAAAUCCAAGAGAUUUUAUUUUUGUCAUGACAAGUAUAUGUGUGCAUGCCUGCGUGUGUUUGCAUGUGUGUAUGCGUGCGUGUCUCAAUAAGUUGGUGUGCGCGAGUGUGCACAUGACUCGUUCCUUCCUGUUUCAUACAAAUAUUUACAUUAAGUGCAUUUUUUGUAACAGUUUUCUGAGCAGUGACCACCUGCCCAAGCUUCUUCGUUACGUGUUUAUAGCAGACCUCAUCUUCCAGUCUGAAGUCCACGAUCUCGCAACCGGUGUUUAGUCACGUGACUGUAUUUAAAGUCAGCUGACCUCAGUGGGAGCAGGUCAAACGUCGGCUUAAACUGUUCUUUUAAAACUAGAAAAUGUUGAUUUCUUACAAGUAUUGCAUCUUUCUCGAGGGUUUCUUGAUAUUUUGUGGUUUAGUAAUAAUAAAUAAGGCACCUGAGUGAUAUUAAAUUCUAAAAACACAUGGCAAUAUCAAUUGUCACGAUUAUCUGACAGCAGCAAAAAGAAAAUGCAAUUUUGUGCAUUUCUUGUCAGUGAAAAUUUUACAUGUUCUUCUGACAUUACCCAUG